AUGAUUAAACUGCUGUCAAAUGCAUGGCUGAACUCUCAAGCCCAACAACACCAAGCCUCACUGAGUCUCCGCUGCCAGGUAGAGCCACCAACCGCAGAGCCACCAACCGCAGAGCCACCAAUCAGAGAGCCACCCACCGCAGAGCCACCAACCGCAGAGCCACCAACCGCAGAGCCACUAACCACUGAGCCACCAACCGCAGAGCCACCAACCGCAGAGCCACCAAUCAGAGAGCCACCAACCGCAGAGCCACUAACCACUGAGCCACCAACCGCUGACCACCAACUGGAACCGCAGAGCCACCAACCACAGAGCCACCAACCUCUGAGCCACCAACUGGAGAGCCACCAACCGCUGAGCCACCGACCUCAGAGCCACCGACCUCAGAGCCACCAACCACUGAGCCACCAACCGCAGAGCCACCAAACCGCUGAGCCACCAACCUCUGAGCCACCAACCUCUGAGCCACCAACCGCAGAGCCACCAACCUCUGAGCCACCAACCGCUGAGCCACCAACCUCAGAGCCACCAACCUCAGAGCCACCAACCACUGAGCCACCAACCACUGAGCCACCAACCGCAGAGCCACCAAACCGCUAA
This is a messenger RNA of Ictalurus furcatus (blue catfish), 600 nucleotides long. RefSeq lists its product as uncharacterized. NCBI's taxonomy places the organism in Eukaryota, Metazoa, Chordata, Actinopteri, Siluriformes, Ictaluridae. Bases 1 to 600 code for a protein of 199 amino acids. The transcript has 2 exons. The record is from RefSeq and is a predicted model, not a curated record.